Medioppia subpectinata is the source of this 699-nucleotide messenger RNA. Lineage: Eukaryota; Metazoa; Arthropoda; Arachnida; Sarcoptiformes; Oppiidae. The record is from the annotation of a GenBank genome assembly.
GUGCGUGCGCGACAGCGACAGAGCAAUGGCGACAACAAAGACGACGCAAAGGACGACACAAUGAACGACGCGCGACAACAAGCGGUGCAGCGGUCGGCGUCGCGAGCCGUGAAGUGCGUCGUUGUGGGCGACGGCACAGUCGGCAAGACGUGUCUUCUCAUCUCCUUCACGACGGAUUCGUUCCCCGGCGAGUACGUGCCCACAGUGUUCGACAACUACUCCUCGCUGGUCACGUGCGACGGCCAGGCGGUGUCGCUCGGGUUGUGGGACACGGCGGGACAGGAGGACUACGACCGCCUGCGCCCGCUCUCCUACCCACAGGUGAGCCUAUUAUUGCUGUCACGUGACACUAACCAAUACUCUAUCAGACGGACGUGUUUUUGGUCUGCUUUUCGGUCGUCUCUCCAAGCGUUGGAAGCGAUGAUAGAGUUGACAAUAAUGUCUUUGCAGUUGGAGAACGUGACGGUGAAAUGGGUGCCGGAGAUCCGCCACCACUGCGCGGACGUCCCGAUAGUGUUGAUCGGCACGAAGAGCGACUUGAGGGAAGACCGCGAGACCAUCGCCUCGCUGGCCAGUUGUGGCCAAUCGGUGGUGCGGAGGGAACAGGCGCUGAAGACGGCGCACAAGAUCAAGGCCGUGAAGUACAUGGAGUGCUCGGCGCUGACGCAGCGCGGCCUCAAACACGUGUUCGAGGAGGCC